Molecule: messenger RNA, 1213 nt
Organism: Paraphaeosphaeria sporulosa
Lineage: Eukaryota; Fungi; Ascomycota; Dothideomycetes; Pleosporales; Didymosphaeriaceae
Exons: 1
Coding region: 57-1061 (334 amino acids)
Source: RefSeq, a predicted model, not a curated record
CUUCAAUUUGAAGACAUUUAUAAUCAUAUUGCGACUAUAAGACUUACAUCACAAAGAUGACCGAAACCUGGAAGGAAAGGCAACUAAAAUGGCUCGCAAUUGGACACGAGGUGCGUCGACGAGAAGUGGACUCGUCCAUGGAGUUCGAAGAGUUUCCGGAGCCUGGAUCCUCCCAAGUGGCCCUGCUACAAAUCUUCACGGACACAUUGGAUGAAAACAUUACGCCGGCAACGGCAGCAAAGCAGAUCUCAUACUGGGUGCUUUCAGUCCCAGAUAAUGAUAUCUGCUAUGAUAUAAACACGGCCUAUGCCAAUAUGAUGGGCGUUUUGUUCUCAGCCACAAGUCAAUUUUCAUCCCAAAAAGACCUGGAGAUUCUGGCAGAUCUUACAGUUGAACUCGCAAAUCAGCCUGAUGCGUACAACAAUAAAGAGAGACCAUUAGAGUUCGAAUCAAGUCAUGUUGUGAUUCUACCAGGAGAAAGGAUCGUGGUCCCCUGCAUUUCUGGAGGAGGGUUAUGGUCUGGACUGCCGGAUUUUGCAUUCCGUGUGGGGGACGAUCUCGAACGCGGGCCUCCUAACUUCUUACCGCUCUCUAUACCUGGACGCAAGGACCAGCAUCAGAUGGAUCGCCAAGCCGAAGAGAAGUACACGAACAUUAACACAUUCGCCGCUCUAAUAGCAAAACAACACCCUCCAGAAGGAUCCCCAUUGUGCAGUUGUCUCCACUGCGCCUUCAUAGUGUUCGCUUUUCUGGAGCACAGUCCUGGUACGGAGCGUGGAAAAUGGUCGCACCUUGCAGUUCGAGCAGCGGCUACCUGGCUCGUUAUUGCAGGCAAAGAAUUAGUGAAUCCAGGGCCGCCUUCUGGCGUGGCUGGAUACAUCUCUGGUAGUUUGUGGGAGGCUGAGGGCGGCACCAAUACCGUGGAUGUCAAACGGCUACGGUUCUGGAAAGAAAGGUUUCAACAUUUCCGGGAAUCUGGAAGACUUAUAAGCCAAGAGGCUGUGGAUUCCACGCACGAUGCUGCGGCAGCGCUUGGUAGCUUGAUCGUUGCACAAGGUUGAACAACUCGUGUGUAUGUAGCCCUCUGAAACCAUGUCUAUCCAUGUCACUAUCGGCUCAAGGUUUCUUGUAACGGUUGAAUGGCCAGAUGUAGCUAGCCUACCCGAGAUGAGACAUCCCUUAUAAGCGGGACGUCUCUGAUUUCUAGUCGAAC